AUGUCCGUCGUUUCACUUCUUGGCGUUAAGGUGCUAAACAACCCCGCCGCUUUCUCUGAUCCGUACAAGUUCGAGAUCACGUUUGAGUGCCUCGAACAAUUGCAAAAGGAUCUCGAAUGGAAAUUGACCUAUGUCGGAUCCGCCACUUCAUCCGAACAUGACCAGGAACUCGAUUCUUUGCUUGUCGGCCCUGUCCCCGUCGGUGUGAACAAAUUCAUCUUCGAAGCAGACGCACCCGACCUUAAGAACAUCCCGCAAACCGAGAUUCUCGGCGUCACGGUGAUCCUGCUCACUUGCAGUUACGAUGGCCGCGAAUUUGUCCGGGUUGGAUAUUACGUGAACAACGAGUACGACUCGGAAGAGCUCAUCGCGGACCCCCCAGCCAAGCCUGUCAUCGAACGCGUGCGCCGCAACGUGUUGGCCGAGAAGCCCCGUGUGACUCGAUUUGCCAUCAAGUGGGACUCGGAAGAGUCUGCUCCUGCCGAGUAUCCUCCUGACCAGCCAGAGGCCGAUGUUUUGGAUGACGGAGACGGAUAUGGAGCUGAAGAGGUGGAGUUGGAAAACGCCUUGAUCAAGGAACUCGAAGACGCCGAGGGCCAAAAUGGCGAGGCCGAAGUGGGCGAAGACCACGAAAUGGACGGCGCCGAGAACACUACUGGUGUUGCCGAUGACGACGCGUCUGACGCAGGCAGUGAAGAUCUUGAAGCCGAAAGCAGUGAUGACGACGAGGAGGACCUCGACGAAGAAGAAGCCGGCGAGGACGAUGUCGAGAUGGGAGACGAUGCCAACGCUGCUGCUGCUCAACAACCCCCGCAUCAACCCGAAGUCAUGGUUCACUAG
Molecule: messenger RNA, 840 nt
Organism: Talaromyces rugulosus
Lineage: Eukaryota; Fungi; Ascomycota; Eurotiomycetes; Eurotiales; Trichocomaceae
Exons: 4
Coding region: 1-840 (279 amino acids)
Biological process (GO): nucleosome assembly; nucleosome disassembly; DNA replication-dependent chromatin assembly
Cellular component (GO): nucleus
Molecular function (GO): histone binding
Source: RefSeq, a predicted model, not a curated record